UGUACUCCCGCCAUGUCUCCCCUUUCCUCUUCUGGGUCUUCUGGUGUGACUUCCUUCAUCCAGAUUUUCCCAAAUCGUGUGAGCUUUCGCCGCGUCUCUGAGUGAGAGGGGCCUCCUUUCGACUGUCCUCUGCUUAAGCGACACGUUCUCAGCCGGAAGUUUCUUCCGGGACCGUGCAGGGUACUCGAGAGGGUUGGCAUGACCCCGAGUCCCUGAGCCCAGCGCUCCGCGAGUCUGGAGGUGGCUCACCGGGCGACGGACCUGGAGGAAUCCCUCAGGAUGAAGCUGAGUCUUACCAAGAUAGUUAAUGGCUGCCGCCUAGGAAAAAUAAAAAACCUAGGCAAAACAGGGGACCGCACCAUGGACAUUCCAGGCUGCCUUCUGUACACCAAGACUGGCUCUGCCCCACACCUGACCCAUCACACACUGCACAGUAUCCACGGGGUUCCUGCCAUGGCUCAGCUUACACUGUCAUCACUGGCAGAGCAUCACGAAGUCUUGAUAGAAUAUAAGGAAGGAGUUGGAAAGUUUAUAGGUAUGCCAGAAUUGCUCCUGUACUGCUCCCUGCACGACCCAGUCAGCCCCUGCCCAGCUGGUUAUGUAACAAAUAAGUCUGUAUCUGUGUGGGGUGUUGGAGGACGAGUGGAAAUGACUGCUUCCAAGUUCAUGGCAAUUCAGCAGGCCCUUCAACCAGACUGGUUCCAGUGCCUCUCAGAUGGAGAAGCAUCUUGUGCAGAAACAACUUCUAUAAAAAGAGCCAGGAAGUCUGUUGACCGAUCGCUUCUAUUCCUGGAUCAUUGUCUGCGGCUACUGGAAGAGUCAGAGGUCCUUCAGAAAAGUACGAUCAUUGGAGUGAUUGAAGGUGGAGAUGUGGUGGAGGAGAGGCUGAGGUCAGCACGAGAGACAGCCAAGCGGCCUGUAGGUGGCUUCCUCCUGGAUGGCUUUCAAGGGAACCCAGCAACUCUGGACACUCGACUGGACUUGCUGUCAUCAGUUACCGCAGAGCUGCCGGAAGACAAACCAAGGCUCAUCUGUGGUGUGAGCCGGCCAGAUGAGGUGCUAGAGUGUAUCGAAAGAGGAGUGGACUUAUUUGAGAGUUUUUUCCCUUAUCAAGUGACAGAGCGCGGAUGUGCCCUGACUUUCAGCUUUGAUUACCAGCCAAAUCCUGAGGAGACAUUAUUACAACAAAAUGGGACACAGGAAGAAAUAAAAUAUGUGGAUCAAACAAAGAAAAUGAAAACAACCAGUGGCUACCAAGAAAUGACAUCAUUUGAAAUUAAUCUGAAGGAAAAAAAGUACCAGGAGGACUUUGACCCAUUGGUGAGAGGGUGUUCCUGUUACUGCUGUAAGAAUCAUACUCGUGCGUACAUCCACCAUCUGCUGGUGACCAAUGAACUGUUGGCCGGAGUCCUGCUUAUGAUACACAACUUUGAACACUACUUUGGAUUUUUCCACUCUAUUCGGGAAGCACUAAAAAGUGACAGACUGGCACAGCUGAAAGAGCUCAUCCACAGGCAAGCGUCUUGAGACCUGGCACGCGGAAGUCUGACUGCACAUGGAGCCAGUAUCACUGCUGUCAUGUGGGAAGAAGAGAACAAGAGAUGAUCCUAGCGUUCAUCAUUUAUGUUGGAGAAUCAGGUCUGCUCGGAUAAGGAGCAGCUGUUCCAAACUCUCCCACAUGAGGCUAAAGAGAUUUUUUUCUAAAGACUUAAGUGACCUGAUUGAUCAGAAAGAAUUGAACCAUGACCUUUAAUAUUUCUGUGCUAAAUAACUCUUUUAGUCAAUAGAGAUUCGUUUAGUCAAAGACAAAAGCUUUAGCUGUGAAGAGACGUCCGUGAAGUGGCGAUAAUGAGAUUCUGAGGGUUCACUGUGCUGGAUUGGAGCUUAAAGGGAGACGAUUGGUCACGAGUAGCAUGACCUUGUGGAAACAUGCCUGUUGACUGGAGAGGGAAUCUGCUUGAUUCAAGGGUUUUCUUUAAUUCUUAUAUUCUCUGGGGCCUCUUUCAGACACUUUUGCCUUCCAAGCUGCCCCAGCAGUACAGUCAAUCAGAAAGGGCUCUUGCAAUUUAACCAGGCUCACCUCUCCAUGGAACGUGGGGCUCACACAUUGUUCCUAUGACCUGUUGCCUCAGUGCACACUCCUUCAUUUGGCUACACGGUCUAUUUGUGAUUUGUCUCCCCAGAGCUAAUUGGAAGUUUACCUGUAUCUGGUUGUACAGAUCCAUUAUUGUCUUCCCUUCAGGUUCAUGAAUAGUCUGACCACAUAAUAACUGAUGCCCCAUUGCUUGGGGAGAUUCCUCCACCAUGUGUUCACUUGCACAGAGCAUUGGACUAGUGAGUAGAGAAUUGGGUUUCUCUGCUACUCUCUUCAUGCCUGUUCCCUCCUGAAUAAAUGGGAACAGGCAUAGUGGAUAGGACUCAAUGAACUUCUAAGGUUCCAUCUAGCUCUAAUAUUUGGGGAACAAAAAGCUUUAGAUUACAGUCAUAGCCUUACUUGUUCUUGUUUAUUGCUCACCAUCGGCCUGAUGAAAAUUCAGCGGUUCCAGGAGCCAGGCAAGAGUAGAGAGACGUUUGAGAGCCUAAAAAGAGGUUUGGUCUGGAUUUUGAAGUGGUUUGCGAAUAGGCAUUAGCACAUUCUGAGGCUGGAAAGACCUUCCCAGAUCAUCUCUGAUUCUGUGAGUUUUUUUCUGCUCUUGCCAGAGGAGUGACAUUGGUGUUGAUGGUGUGACAGUUUAUUUUAACUUUUUGUGUGCUUUCUACAUUUAUGAAGUUUUCUAUAAGAAUACACAUAUACAGACACGUAUACACAUGGUUUUUGUAAAAACAACAGAACCAAAGAAAUGCCUUUGCUCUGUUUGUAGGAGUGAAAUAGAUUUGUUUUAUAUUAUUGUGCUAUAUUUUGCUGUUUGUUCAUUUUAGUGGGUGUUGCUGAACAUUUUCUAAAAAUUAUUAUGUGGUUACUAUAUUUUUAUGUGUUGGAUGCCCACCUAUAUGGUUUUCUUUUAUUAGUGGUAUAGGCAUGUCCAUGAAUUCUGUUUUGGAAUUCACGAAUUUUGGAAUCCAUAGACAUUCCUGUGACCGCUCUCCUCCAUGAAUGACAAGGAUACUUAUGAGAAACAGAAUCUGUGUUCUCAAGGAUCUGAUUGUUUUGAAAUACGCUGGGUGUGACUUGUUCAUAUGUUUAUAUUCCUGUUCAAUCCAGAUCCAUUUUUAGAAGAGUAUUAGUAAAUAUCCCAGAAUUCGUAUAAAUGUAUGAGCUUUAUUUAUGUUCAAAACACUGAAAAUUCUGCCCAAUAUUGUCCAUUUUUCUGGGUCUUUUUCUUAUUACCAUAUUUGGGGGGAAAAUGUUUCUUUAAUGUAAAUCUGUUAAAGUCCAUAGCCAAUAAAUAUUUUUAAUUAAAAAUA
This is a messenger RNA of Miniopterus natalensis, 3405 nucleotides long. It is a transcript of the gene QTRT2, whose product is annotated as queuine tRNA-ribosyltransferase accessory subunit 2. The record is from RefSeq and is a predicted model, not a curated record. NCBI's taxonomy places the organism in Eukaryota, Metazoa, Chordata, Mammalia, Chiroptera, Miniopteridae.